UGGCUUUCCACGGACUGCAGCUGAAGAUCAAGAGGGAGCUGCACAGCCCGUGUUCAGAGCUGAGCUCCAACUGUAGUCAGGAACGGCCCUUCAAACUCCAGUAUGGAGAGAAGUGCCCGUACAACGUCAGUGCCUAUGAGCAGAAGCAGCCUGCAGGAAUGAAGCCCUCCAGCCCAGUGACGCCCCCCUGUAGCACCCCUGUUUCCCCCCUCCAUCAUGCCUCACCCACGGCAGCCCCAACGCCCAAACCAGACAGGACCUAUGCCCACAUACCG
Messenger RNA from Plectropomus leopardus (leopard coralgrouper), 275 nucleotides. The record is from RefSeq and is a predicted model, not a curated record. Lineage: Eukaryota; Metazoa; Chordata; Actinopteri; Perciformes; Serranidae.